Messenger RNA from Sycon ciliatum, 2731 nucleotides. RefSeq lists its product as uncharacterized. The transcript is spliced from 3 exons. Lineage: Eukaryota; Metazoa; Porifera; Calcarea; Leucosolenida; Sycettidae. The record is from RefSeq and is a predicted model, not a curated record. The coding region runs from base 1037 to 1510 and encodes 157 amino acids.
CCCAAAUCAGCGCCUUCUCCAGGACAAAGGGUACACCGGCAAAUGCUACCGAUCGCAUCGAAGGUGGCAAAAUGCAAGCGCACAAGAGGCUGGAUGGACCAAUGUGUAGGGUAGUCGACAAGGGGUGGCAAGCCGGGGUAGGUGACGUUUAACCGCCAGAACUGGGAAAUCCAGGACCCAAAUACAGAGAAGAAGGGCACAUUUCAGGCUCUUGAACAACGUCUCGAAUGUUUUACAGUCAGACCUCGCUUAUCCGGUCCUCUUUUAUCCGGAUCCCUCGCCAUCCGGAAGAAAAUCGUUGAUUACUGAUUUACAGCAUAUGUCAUGCAUGCAUACAGUAUGACGUUGUGUGUUCGAUUACCCGGUUCCCUCGCCUAUCCAGAUAUCUUUGUGGAAAGCGGAUGUGUGCGGCGAGGGCGAGGGCGAGGGCGAGGGCGAGGGCGAGGGCUGGAUAUGUUUUAAAUAGUAUACUGUCAAGCCUUAUCAAAUAACUUUUAAAGAAGAAAUACUUGUAGGUACACUAGUGAACUGAGCUUUGGAGAUACAUGUAUUGUUCAAGAGCCUGAAGUGUGUCCUUCUUCUCAGUGUUAUUGCGUCUUGUCUCCGAGGAAACUGUCCGAGUACGUACAGGGAUAUACUACUAUCCAGAAAAUUACGGUAUGUUUGUUCCGUCUGAUUAAGUAUUUCGCUCCUGCUUUUGUAGCAGUUGAGCACUCUCGUGUAGGGUAGUGCUUUUGCUGUUUGCGUUAUGCAGAGCUCACUGACUUGUCAGUUUGAGCACUCUGGCAAGGUACGUUCGGGCCUGUUUUAAAUCUGGCUUUGGUAUAUCUAUUUUUCAUUGCUAUCAGGUUCGGCCUCUUAUUCUCUGUGCUGCGCUGAUGAGUCCACAAGGGGCGAAGCAGUUCUGUCCGCAGAUUGAGUUCCGUCUGGUUGUGUAUUAACGCAGGUGUUAAGAGACCACCAAGCUAAGGAGAUCAAGGAUUUGGAGGCUGAAGUGGAAGCUGUCAAGCUGGGGAACAAGGAGCAGCAGCAUGACAUGAAGCAUGCGUACUUGCAGAAGAGGAAAGUCUUCGAGGACGAGGCUGAAGAGAAAAUCACGAAAAUGAAGCAGGAGGCAAAGCAGGAUGCCCAGAGACGAGUGCAGGAGCACAUAGUGCGGGUGAAACGUGAGAACGAGGCCCUACGUGCCAAGAUCAACGACCUCUCCGACGACUGCAAGGGCUUUGAGAAGUCGCGCGUCAAGUUUCUCCAGGACAUUGGUGAGCUGGAAGCGGAGAAGCGCUCUCAAGAACGAAUCAAUCAGUUUCGCUACGGAACACCCAAGAGUUCUGCCAAGCCGCAGAACGCAGCAUCGAGCGUUCAGGAGCGGUUAUCGUUCACACAGUUUGUUCCCGACCGUCGCACGUUCCCGUCGGAUGGCAUUCCCCGUGCGCCUAUUCUCUCAGCCUUGCCCAGCAGUACCCGCCACAGCCGGCGCUCAUCGGGAGCUGCUCGCAAGAGGAACUACUGAUCCUGGUAUGGUCAUACAGUUAUGUGUUUUUGCUGGUAUUGCGUGGUCGUUGAUCACAUGAUGUGCAUGAUGUCGUCGCUACAUGCUCACUGAGUGGUCACAUGACAUGAUGCCAUCAGUCUGUAGUCACGUGAUCACAUGACAUGAUGUCAUCAUCAGUGUAUGGUUUCUGUGAUCAGACGGGAUGACGUCAUCAGAAUUGUUACACUCACCAUGGUCACGUGAAAUGUCAACAGUUGUAGUCAGGUGAUAACUUGAGGAACUGUCACAGCCGCUGUGAAUCACAUGGAAAUCUUCAUUGACCUAGCCUGAUCACAUGAUCAUACUACAUGUAUAGACACGACAUCAGAUCACAUGAUCAGAAUAUUAGCAUGACAUCAUAAUUUGAUCACAUGAUCAGACUAUACUCGUUACACCAUGACUGGGUUUAUAGUUUAUACGCAUGACGUCAUAAUCAGAUCACAUGAUCAUGUGGAUAUGUGGAUAUUCAGAACAUCUCAAGAGCAUGUGUACUGUCAAAGAUAUUUUGCAAAGAGAGCGCAUGCUUACAGCUGUGCACACAUACGUUGACUGCCGGCGUGUUGUUCACUUUCUGAUGGGGCUGCAUCGGUUCUGAACGUCAUUCAUUGCCGCCACCUCUGUCUCAGUUCACAGCGCUGACCAUCGUUGCACCUAAUCAUGCGUACGUUAUUGUGAAUAGUUCCGCUGUAGGAUACCAGUACUACCAUUCUUCAACAAUCCCCCCCCCCCCCACCCCCCACCCCACCCCCCCCCCCUCCCCUCCCAACACACACACACACGCACACACACAGUUUUGCAAUGGACUGAACAAUACUCAACAGCGUCACCUGUUCAUCACCUAUCAUAUUCUUUACUAUACCUGGAACUACUGUAUGUGCAACUGUAUGUGCAAUGUGCAUCGAAUUUUUACUUUAUCACUAUUCUAUUAAUUAAUGAAACUUGUAUCCUGUAGUGAAAUACUGCGUACCAACGCGCGUACCGAACGCUCGUCGUUCUAUUCCCUCAUCGUUGUGUACUUUCAGGAAGCGUCCUAUUGCAUGGCAGUGACAUCAUCAAUUCCUGUUUUGUGUUUUGUGUUUUCAUUGUACAGUAGUAGUAUACUAAGUGUAGUCAUGUUAAUUCCCAGGAAAGUCUACGUAUUUGUCCUUGCUGAUUCUCUAUGUUUGAUCUCCAUAUGGAAAAUAGAGAUGUGUGAAUACA